AUGGUACGAUGCUAUAAUCGUAAAAAUGAGGUAGCCUUGCGUGAAGCAGCGGAGCAUGUCACCUGGACACCUGAAUCCCCGGAGCCCACAGUGGAAGAGAGAUGGUAUAAGAUCCAAAUGGAAGAGGGAGAUGAUGCCGAAGUUUCAGUCGCGAAAAAAGUAAAAAUGAAUGUAGAUGCUCCGGCUUUGAUUAAGGGUGUAGGUAGAACAUCCAUCACAACUGUGAAUCUACCUGGCAGUCGCAGCAAAGUGGGAAUUAUCAGCUCACAAGUGCAAGAACCUGGACGUCCAUUGGCCGAAGCCUAA
Messenger RNA from Echinostoma caproni, 306 nucleotides. The record is from the annotation of a GenBank genome assembly. Lineage: Eukaryota; Metazoa; Platyhelminthes; Trematoda; Plagiorchiida; Echinostomatidae.